AUGAAUGAAAUGGUGAAGAAUGGCCAUCCAAAUGGACAGCUGCAUGAUGAGAAGGAGCAGCGGCUAUCGUCUCUUUGUUACCGGAAGAAAAAAAAAAAUUAUGAGCCAAAUAUUUUACGAAACCAAUCAACGGAAUUGAUUGCAAUUGACGGUCGAUUGAUGCGGCCAAUGGAUGGGCGCCAAUUGUUGUGGUCAAAAGAACAAUGGAUGGCAACCAAUAGUUUCACGGGCGUGGAUUGCGUUGCUUACACGUUGAUAACCAGAAUGUCAUUUUCUAUAAGGAGGUUCACGUCCACGUCAACUUUCACGUAA
Molecule: messenger RNA, 312 nt
Organism: Loa loa (African eye worm)
Lineage: Eukaryota; Metazoa; Nematoda; Chromadorea; Rhabditida; Onchocercidae
Exons: 2
Coding region: 1-312 (103 amino acids)
Source: RefSeq, a predicted model, not a curated record